AUGUGGUUAGUCCCGUAUAUUUUCCUCCUGGGCAUAACCACAGGCGAAGAUGUUCGUUUUGAUUGCCAUCCGGAACCAGAUGCUAGCAAGGAGGUAUGUGAAAGGAGAAAUUGUAUAUGGAAGGAAGACACAAUUACGGAAGGUAUACCGUACUGCUUUAUGAAACCCAAAAUAGGUUACAAGCUUCUGCGCAGGAUAGGUGAUGCGAGAACUCUUACCAAGAGCAGCGGACCAAUGAAUCCGUGGGGCGAAGACAUCAAGGAGAUAUACUUUGCUUCACAUUACUUUGGGAAAACCCUCAACGUCAAAAUUUUUGUUGGUGGAAGAUACGAACCACCACUUGAUUUACCACGUGAGCCAUCCAAGUCAAUUGAAGAUUUAGAGCUUACCACAUACGACGAGGAAAACCCAUUUUACUUCACGGUCUCUCGUGAAUCCACUCAAACGAAAUUGUGGGAUACUUCAUUAGGAAAGUGA
Molecule: messenger RNA, 477 nt
Organism: Cylicostephanus goldi
Lineage: Eukaryota; Metazoa; Nematoda; Chromadorea; Rhabditida; Strongylidae
Source: the annotation of a GenBank genome assembly